Messenger RNA from Pungitius pungitius (ninespine stickleback), 3743 nucleotides. RefSeq names its product receptor (G protein-coupled) activity modifying protein 2 (gene ramp2). The transcript is spliced from 6 exons. Lineage: Eukaryota; Metazoa; Chordata; Actinopteri; Perciformes; Gasterosteidae. The record is from RefSeq and is a predicted model, not a curated record. Gene Ontology annotation, molecular function: coreceptor activity. The coding region runs from base 408 to 1124 and encodes 238 amino acids. Gene Ontology annotation, cellular component: signaling receptor complex; cell surface; membrane. Gene Ontology annotation, biological process: regulation of G protein-coupled receptor signaling pathway; intracellular protein transport; G protein-coupled receptor signaling pathway.
UGUCUUCAAAGGACUGUGGACGAUGGGGUUCUGUUGGCUUCAUCAGAAUCAGUUACAACAAACAACCCUGGUAGUAGGAACAAUGAGAAGUUUGCACACUUUUUUUCCCAAGACUUACAGGCUAUUAGUCCACAUGUGUGUGAACCCAAUAUUGAAAUCAAAAUAUUGCUUGUAUUGAUGAAGGCAGAAAUUAAAGACAAAGGUUAAGAGCGAGUGAAAGAGCCAGAAAAAGAGAGGGUGGGGCUCUCCAAACUCUCUCUCUUUCUGUUGUAAAGCCGAGGGUGGGAUGUGGAAAAGAAACAGAUAAAAAGAGAGAGAGAGAGGUGGUGAUGCACUAGUGGUCCACAGUAGUUCUAACCCUGUCAGAGGCUCUCAGUGCCAUUGUGUGAAUCCGCCCAUCCUAGGAAAUGAGGGCUUCCUGUUGUUUUAUAGAGCCUUCCUGCAAAAAGGUUGAGAUAUGUAAUCCCUACCCACUAGGGAAGAAGAAGAGCAGAGCGUUUUCAGGCAAAAUGACAGCCACUAGUUUCUCACCUAUGAUUUCUGGGUGUUUUAUAACUCUUCUCAUCUGUGCAGGAUGCACAACAGUGGUUUGUCUGGUCGAUGAAAAGAUAGCGGCGGCACCACCCACAACGACAGGGUAUCCCUCAACAGAUAUGACGGUUGCCAAUGCCACUGAAAGAGAAUCUACCCUCUCAUUUGCAUGUGGAACAAAGUAUCACACGUGUGAGGAUUACUGCGACAUUUGUCACAGUCACCACCAACCCCCAAUGGAUUGCCUUUCCAUCCUGCUCAAAGGACUAUGUAUCAAGACCUUUGAUGAUGAAAUGGCAUUACUGAACAGCACUGACUGGUGCACUUGGAGCAAUGUGGGCGAUUUGUAUAGCACCCUCAGCCUAUGCACAGAGGAGAUAUCUGACUGUCUAAUGAUCCCGUGGCCCAACCCGCUGGUGGAGCGGACGUUUGUGGACAUCCACUCCAGACUUUUCAAGGAUUGUCCCUCGCAGGAGCUGAGCGACCCACCACCGGUGAUUGUCUUUGCCCUGGUGAUCACUCCCAUCUGCUUGAUCCCUGUCAUGGUUAGCCUAGUCGUGCUCAAGACCAAGAAUGGCGAUGGCAGCUCCUGAGAUUUCACAAUCUCGUGGAAAUCUCUCAAAAUCAUCAAGAAUAUCACAUUUUCAUUCUCCCAACCUGAGGGCUCCAGCUCGUUUACGCACACACCGCAGCUGCGCUUUCACCUCCCCAGUGACUUUGCAGAGUAAUGAAAUAUCUUAAAUAUCCGCCAAGGAGGAAGGAUAUCGAAGAGAUGACACUGAUUAGGAGUGAAUUUCAUAAUCAGUGGCAUCACAACGAUUGUGUCAACAACCUACCCAAAGCUAACAGAGACAUACUGUGACAAAUUCCUGUAACAUACUGUGAGAAAAGUCUUCCUUUCAACCACUCAAGAUCUGAAUAUGUGUCUAUUCGUCACAAUCCAAUGUGCACUGUGAAAACAGAGCUUGAUUUUUACUGGAGAACCAAGUAUUCAGGGUUAUAAUGACAAAAGCUGUGGAGCUUGCAACAUCCAACUGGAAAUGUGUUUGUGUUGACUGCCCUAAUUGUUCCUGGACAGUAGUCGUUUUGGUCAAAGAUGAGGUCAUUUGUAUCACCGAACCCCACAUCUCUCCUGAUGCAAUUGGGUUUUGCAGCCACUCUGCUUUGAGCUAGUAUCUCGAUAAUGUAGGCACGCAGGGGACCAUUGUGCCACCUUUGGCACAAUGGUCCACCUUUUUUUUAGUGUGAAGUUGACACAGAUAUGUGUCCAUGUUUGGUCUAUGAAUUGGGUCCUCUAUCUGUGUGGAGAAAAAACAGGACAAUGAGUCUAGCGUGAUGCGUGGGGUCUAUGAGUAGUAGCGUUUGGGACCCAAUGCUCAGAAAGAGAGAGGUUUCUUUUCCUGGUAUUUUUGAAACUUAUGAAAUCCUUCAGCACUUUCCCCUUGUCCGAACGCCAACAAUCCUCACAAUCACGUGAUGAGCUGAUUGAGGCAAAGUUUCGCAUCCGGUUUAGACAGACGGACGGACGGACAGACAAACACUGAGCAACGACACGAAGAUACAGGAGUUAUCUUUCGCCUGACUUAUGUUCUGUUCCGUAUUGAAUGACGUUAAAGCCACAGUUAAGUGCUUUCAGAUUUAAAUCCAAAUGUGUAUUUAUGGAAUGUUUUAUAAUUUUGCCAUUGUCAGAACCUAGUGGACUUACUGUACCAUCUGAGAGAAGAACACAUCUCACACCAUUUACUGUAGGUAUUAUGAUAUACUUUAAAAAUAUUUUAUACAAUUAAAUCUAUAUUUGGAAUGUCGGCUGUUGCUUGUGUUUACUCACCCAGACUGGUUCUCAUUCGGUUUUCUACAACCAUAGCAUGAAAGGAGCUGUAUUCAGCUGUAUUUAGUUCUGCUCAUGUUCUCCACAUAAACACAUUAGCAGCGUUGCUUCAUUAUGGCUAAAGUACCCUUCAACCUUUGUCAGAAUUUGAUUAAACAGCCCUUUCCCUGCAGCGCAGUGCAGGACGCAUUGCCUUGUGUCUCAGAUAGUUUUACUGCGAGCACCAUAUUGUGGUGCAGUUGCUAUGUGUAGUGAAGGAAGCCUUGACAAGAGUCAUGUAUCACUCCCUCGUCUGGCAAACGCAACACUUCAGGGUGGGCCUGCGUUAGAGUGUGUGUGCGUGUGUGUAUGUGUGUCUGGCAGGGCUGGGUAGGAAGGUGUGUUCUGUGGCCUUCUUCCUUUCUAGAUCUCGGGUCAUCCUCGUCCCAACGCCCUUCCAAUCUCAUCCGAUUCCGUGUCACUCCGUUACUGGUGCAGCAGGGCGGAAAGUUUAUGCAAGACAUGAUUGUGAGAACAAAUUCAAUCAUAUUUAAUUAGACACAUAUUACAUCCAAUAUUUCAGUAAACUAUUUGUUUAUGUGUUCAGUGAACAAGUCAAAUGCCAAGGGGUCAAAAUACACAGUGCAUGAGUCUGGGUCCAGUUAGGAAACCCUGCUCUCUAGUGGUACAAUGUGAUACAGUGACAUGCUGCUAUUUAUCGUACACAGACUAAGUACAUUGUAUAUACAUAUCUUAUAUAAUUAUUGUGUGUGUAUAUAUAUAUAUAUAUAUAUAUAUAUAUCUUAUACAAUUAUUGUAUAUACACUGUAUCUUGUUAUUACAACAAGCGGUUCUCUGGGCAUCUCAUAGCAACAGCAUUGUGAAGUAUGUCAUACAAGUCUUGCACAUGAGGGAGUACAUGAGGCCAAUAGUUUACUCUCCUGUCCUUGAACAAUGCCACAGCACAAUCACACGACACGUUGAGAUGCCCCAAUUAGCAUAUGAAUCAGCUGACCUGCAACACAUCCCCACGGGCCUGUUUCAGCGAUCGGUGCUGACACUGAAGCAGGAUGACUUGAGCCUGUGGGGUUGUAUGAAGCCAAGGGACCAAGGGAUGUCUGACAGCAGUUAGUUAGAUAGUUUUGAGUGACAGAUCAGGAAGAUUGAUAAAUUUAGUAAUUGAUACGCUCCUUUUUUUUACACCAAAAUAAGUGUCAGAUACUGCUUGUGUAACUGAUGAAACUAAUUACUGUUUUUUUAUAUAAGACAAAAACAGACAAUAAAAAUGAAAAGGGCAUUUUGUUGUUAAAUGUUAUUGUACAUUACCGGCAUUUGAGUCAGACGCCGAUUUCAUCAAAGCUUGAUGAUUUAACAUUGAUGAUACCGAAAAUAAAAAGUAAAAGAA